UAAUUGAUUGCAACGGAAAUCAUAUCUAUUUUCUUUGGAAGUUGAGGUUGAGCGUUAAAGUGCGAAAAACAAAGCCUCAUCUACUUCCUUCCCUUUCUACUGUUCAUUGGAAUCGUUGUAAUUAAAGGAGAAAAAUAUCUAACACCAUGUUUUCUCCCUCCACACCCUUUCCUUCUAGAAUUCUUCAUUCUCCUUCAGUUGUGAUGCUUCAUGAGCAAGCUGCUCCUGCAGUUUCUUCUUUACCUUCUAGUUUUGCUGCUCAGUCUUUUCCUACCUCAGUUCUUUUGCAAGAGAAUCGGGAUGAGUAUAGACCUCUACUUCAUAUGCAUAAAGAAGACAAGACAUCCCAGGUUCAGGCAGCCUUAAAUACAAGGGUAAUGGAUGCGAUGUCCGUUCUUGAGAGAAACAAUAAUGACGAUGUUGAUGAGUCGGCGCAUAACUCUAUGCGGCAGUUGCAUCUUCGGUGUCAUUUACAGAACUUAUUGGCUUCUUCGCCGGAAGAGGAUUUAGUUUCCUCUUCUUCAACUAUGCAGCCCGUUGAUGAUUUCCAAUGGAGUGCACUUUCUCUUGCCAAGCAAGCCCUAUCAGCCUCAAAACAAGCCGCUGCAGUGGCUGAAGAAUUGAAAUUGAUUAAAGUUGACGAUAAUAAUGAUUCAUCACCUCUCAGUUUGGCCGACUCUUCAAUUGGAAUGAAUAAAAUCGUUAGAUCAACACGGCUUAAAGAAAGGCGAUCUAAACAGAUAAAAGUGUCAAACUCAAAGGUUCUUGAUGAAGAAAGGUACCUUACAAAAAAGUCCGAUGUAAAGAGAAGGUUACAUGUAGAGAAAAAGUUAAAAGAAGGGCUUGAUGGAAAUGAUGCCCUGCGCUUGUUCUUACGGAGUCCUGAAACAAAGCAACUUUUGAACCUUGAAGAAGAGUCUCAAUUGAUUGCUCAGAUACAGGGUUUAUUUAAAUUGAAAGAAACAAAGAUCAAGCUUCAGUCUCAGUUUGGGAGAGAACCAACGAUGCACGAAUGGGCAGAUUGUGUGGGCCUAAGCGGCCGUGUCCUUCAGGCACGGCUUCAUUCUGGUAACAAAAGCAAAGAUAAGCUGAUUCUUGCCAAUUUACGCCUUGUAGUUCACAUUGCUAAAUAUUAUCAGGGGCGUGGUCUCAGCCUUCAGGACUUAUUGCAGGAGGGAAGUAUGGGCCUUAUGAGAAGUGUCAAAAAGUUCAAACCUCAAGCUGGUUCCCGGUUCAGUACUUAUGCUUACUGGUGGAUAAGGCAUUCAAUAAGGAGGGCUAUAUAUAUGCAUUCCAAAACAAUUCGUCUUCCGGAGACUUUCUACGCUCUUUUGGGUAAAGUUGCAGAAGCAAAGAAAUCGUACAUUAUAGAAGGAAACCUUAACCCUACCAAAGAAGAAAUAGCAAGGCGAGUAGAAAUUACAGUAGAUAAGUUGGAAAUGUUGCUAUUUUCUUCAAGAACUCCGCUUUCGAUGGAACAAGUUAUUUGGUCAGACCAGAACACAACUUUCCAGGAAAGGAAAGGGGUCAUUUUGGUAUUAGAGGAGGUGCAGUCACUAGAAAUUCUACGACAUCUUUCUGUAAUUAAAAGGACUUCCCCAAUUUCCUUCUUCUGUAUCAGUUGGUUUCCAUCAACAGAUGCCAGAGCAAUUCUGAAGAUCGGGUAUGCUGAAAAUUUUGGCAUGAAGAUGGCUGCAAGUUUGAUUCCAAGAUUUGAUGGAAGGGAUGCCAAUUGGUGGCUGAUCUAGGCAAAACAAUACUUUGGGUCAAGAAAGAUGAACGAAGGGAUGAAAUUUUGUUGGGUUAUAACUUAUAAGUAGAACAAUCUAAAUACUUGUUGGUUGGAUUUUGCAAAGGCCGCUUUCAAGAAACUCCAACCAGAAAUUUGGGAUUGUCUUAUGGACUUAGAGAAUGAAGAACAAAAUAACCAUGGCGUGUAUCAAAUUCGAAACCAGAUGCAAGAACCACUAGCAUCUUAAAAUAACUUGUGAUGAAGUUGAGGGCACACGGAUCCAAAAGAACAUUGGAAAAGUAGACCGUACAGUGGAAAUCAAUUUUGAUCGUGAGGGUGACAAAGUGAAAAUACAAAUGACUUAAGGGUUCAGAGAAGUCUUGGAGAGUUGGCCAUUCCAUCACAAGCAGAAGACUUGCUACCGCCAACAAAACCUUUCGAGGCUGGCUUGGCAAUUAACUCAAAGGAAAGGCCGGUGAUGACGAUAGAAAUUGAAUAGAAAGAUCUCUUGAGAGGAUGAGAGAGCAUGAUACAAAUGUUGUGCAGAUGCCAUUCCGUGCUUGUUCGGCAAUCUCUGCUGUCACCAGUGAUAUCACUUAAGAAAUUCUACAACAUUGAAAAUUAGAAAGUUGGGGUUCAGAGAUGGACCAAAUGAGCGGUCACUGUCCACCGCCUGAAUGGUUAGACCAACAACCACCAUUUUCGAAACCAUCAGACGUCGGGUCUCACAUGGUGUUUUCUGCUAUUCCUAAAGAUAAAGUCUAGGAACGAGAAAAUUCAACUGCCGGUGCCGCCGUCGGCCCAACAACCUGUCACGAGAGGAGUGACAACAUCGAGCACAUUUGAUUCGGGAGGAAAUUUUCCUAUUUCAUGUACAACUCAACUCAAUCUUUCUACUUCAAAUUAUGGGAUACGGAAUAAUACAUUUUUCUAAAGUGUAUUUCUUUCACCUUGAGAACAAGGUGUGGAUCUUUAGGGCGGAGUAUUGUUAGACCCUCUCAUUAAGGAAAACUGACUGUUUAGUUUUGUAGCAGUUAUUAUAUUAUUAGGAGCAGUUAAAUGACAAUUAUUAUAUUAUUGGGAGCAGCUCUGUUUUGUUAAUUAGGUGUGUUUAUGUUAAGAAUAAAUAGGGGAAGAUUAGAAGAAGUUUAUUAUCUUGGAAUUUGAUUGGAAAGAGGCCAUUUUAACAUUAGGGGAGGCGCAUGCCCUCGAAGUUCUCUGGUACUUUUGUUGUUGUCACCUAACAAAUCACUCUGCCCCUUUCAUCUCUCAGUCCUAGUUACACCCCUGGCCGAUAUAGUAGAAAAUAUAGUUAAGUCUCGACUCAAGUGGUUUGGGCAUGUGUGAACAAGACAUGAAGACUCCGUACUUAAGAGAGUAGAUGAAAUAGAGGAUAGCCCAAUUGCUAGCGACUGAAGAAGACCAAUAACAACUAUAGGAGAAACUAUCAAGAAAGACUUAGGUCAAUGGUUUGGUUGGAUAAUGUUGAGUUAUUGUUUUAUAGAUACACUAUUAUCAGGGCUGUUCAUAGUUUGGUUUUUCAAAACACCCAUCCAAAUUUAAUGUUUACCACAUAAUUAAAACGAAACCACAUAUUUUUCCCAAAACUGAUUUUAAUCAUAAUGAAUCAGAUAUAAAUGGUGUAAAGCUGGUUCUAACUUUGAACGGUUUCAACUAAUACUCACAUCAGAAUACAUGUCUUAAGCAAUUUUUUCGAUCAACCUCGUAAAAUUUUGUUUAGAAAAUUUGAUAGAAAAGAAAAGAAUAAUUGUAUUCAUAGGAGACGUAGAAAAAGUCCCAGUUUCAAUAGAUAUUUACUUCUCAAUCAAACAACGCCAAAAUAAGUUCAAAAUACAAUAUUGCUACCUGAAAUUUUUUCUCAAUCAAUCUCAAAAAAUCCCAAGAAAAUAUGACGGAAGAAAAGAAAAAAAACCGGAUUCUUAAAAAGAACAGUUUAGAGCCUGAUUGAAAAUAGAAGAUAGAAAAGAAAGCAAACGAGGGAAAAAAACAGAAUAAAAAGAGAAAAAGUCCUCUUGUAGAAGAAUCUAUUCAAAGCCACGUAGAAAUAAAAAAAUGAGCAGAAUUAUAACAUGGUGAAAAUAGAAACUAAGAGAAAUAAGAUAAAGGUUGAAGGAAGUAGAAAAAAGAGGAAAAGGCGGAAGACGGCCACCACACCCAGCUCUUAGCACAGCUGCUGGUGCGAUUCCCUCAAGAACUCCUGCCCCUGCUAUUUGGAUAGUUGGUUUUGCAGCUUUUCCUUUCCCGCUUUCAUCUUCUACCUCUUGAAAUUGGGAUUAUCAAUUUCUCAGACUCAAAUCAAAUCAAAAUCUCUUCUUCUGCAUCUUCAUGAUCGUCAGCGGAGCUGAUGUUGAUGCCAAGGUUGUCAAGAUCGAGAUCUUGCAUAAGAUAAGGAGAGAAUAACAAGAUCGUAAAAUAUAAAAUCGUAUUCUAUAGACAUAUUUAGAGUAUUUUUACAUGAUAUAUUUUGGUAGGCAAGUGUAUCCGCGAGAAAAUGACUCUUUCGUAUUCUAUAGACAUAUUUAUUGAGUUUUUAUACUUUAUUACUACCACAUGGAGCAUUUGUUAGACAUUAGGGACAUAUUUGGUCAAUUACUAGGAUUAUCAUAAGUCAAUUAGUUAAAAAACAAACUCUACAAGUGAGAUGUUUAAUCUCUAAAUCCUAAUUCUAAAACUUCAUUUCAAAAGCAGGCAUUUGUCUCCGCCGAACCGUAAUUGUUGCGCCUCUGCAUCUUGUCAUCCUUCUCACCUUUUAAUGAUAGUGACGGGAAAACAGCCAAUCAUUGCCGAAAUUGGCAAAGAUUGCACAAAAUCAAUGUUUUUACGAUUUUUUUUCUUCAUAAUUUUGCUACAAUAUAAGAUUCUACAUAAGAUCGGGAUCGUUGGGGGUUGGGGGACAGUGAGAUCGUAAAUCUUAGACUCGGCAUGUUUAGGCUCUUCUUGGUCUUCAACAAAGCUGAUGCACAAAUGUUCUCGUUUUUUCUUUCUUUCUUUCUUUCAAGUCUUUUCUUGAGAACAUGUUUAGACUCAAACGUAUUCACUUGAGUUAUCCGAUUCAAUAUUACAAUACUGGUAAGUGGUAGCCAAACCAAUAUCUACAACCUAAAUGGAUCGGUCCAAGUUUUUUAAACAAAUGAAUCACAUAUUUUAAAAAGGUAUGAUGUGUUUUUGGUUUUAGUUCAAUAAAACUAGUUUUUAUGAACAGGCAUAACUGGUUUUAGUUCAAUAAAACUAGUUUUUAUGAACAGGCAUAACUAUUAUACUUCUAAGAUUCUCUUGUACCGAUGAAGUUGCAUUUCAUAUUGUCCCCAGCUUCCUAAGGGUGGAGAUGAUGUUCCCGAAUUCAUGUUAUUCAGAUUAUUGAAACUUUAAUCUCUUACUCUUUUUUCUACUUUGAUAUCUCUAUUGUUAACACUAGUUUCCAUACACUGCACUGCAGCACUGGCUUUAAGUUUUUGUCAUGCUGUCUUGAUGUAAAUUUCCAUUAAGCUGGUCUGCAAUUGUUGUAUGAUCAACGUAAACCCUCGUUUUUUUUCCAGCAACAUGAUAUAAGAACUGUGCCAAAUUGACCAAAGUUUUAUCAUAA
This is a messenger RNA of Lathyrus oleraceus (garden pea), 5336 nucleotides long. Its product is annotated as RNA polymerase sigma factor sigF, chloroplastic. Gene Ontology annotation, biological process: regulation of DNA-templated transcription; DNA-templated transcription initiation. The transcript is spliced from 9 exons. Gene Ontology annotation, molecular function: DNA-binding transcription factor activity. The record is from RefSeq and is a predicted model, not a curated record. NCBI's taxonomy places the organism in Eukaryota, Viridiplantae, Streptophyta, Magnoliopsida, Fabales, Fabaceae. The coding region runs from base 147 to 1748 and encodes 533 amino acids.